AUGAGACUCGCUGUUAUCCUCACCUCGCUCAUAGCCUGUGCAGUCAAAUCAGUUCGCGCAGGCUGUAAAGACCCUCACCAUCUCUCGGGGCAUUUAGCAUUCUACUGUGUGGACGAAGUCACUCAAAUCGAGUUCGAAUAUGUUGACAUGAAACACCGAUUUGCCAAUAUGGAGACCGAUGCAGACCUAGCGGAAUUAGUAUAUGAAACUUAUCACGAUUUCUUUUACGAUACACCUGCUCAACGACCUAUCUUUGGAAGUGAUGAGACUGAAGAGAUAGAAUGGACCAAGCGGGAUGAGACGGUAUAG
Messenger RNA from Kwoniella mangroviensis CBS 8507, 309 nucleotides. RefSeq lists its product as uncharacterized. The transcript has a single exon. Lineage: Eukaryota; Fungi; Basidiomycota; Tremellomycetes; Tremellales; Cryptococcaceae. The coding region runs from base 1 to 309 and encodes 102 amino acids. The record is from RefSeq and is a predicted model, not a curated record.